Molecule: messenger RNA, 143 nt
Organism: Funneliformis geosporum
Lineage: Eukaryota; Fungi; Glomeromycota; Glomeromycetes; Glomerales; Glomeraceae
Source: the annotation of a GenBank genome assembly
AUGAGUCAGCAAAAGAAAAAAUGUGUGAAAAAAAAAUAUGAAUUACAAGAAAAUGAGUUAGAUUUUAAAAAGCAAAAAGCUGAUCAAGAAUUAGCAAUUGAAAAAGAUAAAUUAGAAUUGAAAAAUUUAGAACACAAGCAGAG